Messenger RNA from Rangifer tarandus platyrhynchus (Svalbard reindeer), 1095 nucleotides. The record is from the annotation of a GenBank genome assembly. Lineage: Eukaryota; Metazoa; Chordata; Mammalia; Artiodactyla; Cervidae.
AUGGCCUCGCGGCUCCUGCACCGGCUGCGGCACGCCCUGACCGGCGACGGCCCCGGGGAGGCGGCGGCCGGCCCCGAGGCUGAGCAGUUCCCGGAGAGCUCGGAACUGGAGGACGACGAUGCCGAGGGCCUGUCGUCCCGCCUCAGCGGCACCCUGAGCUUCACCAGCGCCGAGGACGACGACGAGGAGGACGGCGAGGACGACGACGACGGUGACCCCGACCCGCUGUCCGCUGGCGACCGGGUGGCGGGAGAAGACGCAGAAAGGAGUCCCCCACCUGAUGGGCAGCGGGGCAGUCAGCUCCUGACCCGGCAGUUGCAAGAUUUCUGGAAGAAGUCCAGGAACACCCUGGUACCCCAGCGGCUGCUCUUUGAGGUGACCAACGCCACCGUGGUUAAGGACCCGCCCUCCAAGUACGUGCUCUACACCCUCGCCGUGAUGGGCCCGGGGCCACCGGAUAGCCCGCCGGCCCAGAUCUCCCGCCGCUACUCGGACUUUGAGCGGUUGCACCGAAACCUGCAGCGGCAGUUCCGCGGCCCCAUGGCUGGUAUCUCCUUCCCCCGCAAGCGCCUGCGCCGGAACUUUACAGCCGAGACCAUCGCCCGCCGCAGCCGGGCCUUCGAGCAGUUUCUGGGCCACCUCCAGGCUGUGCCCGAGCUGCGGCAGGCCGCGGACCUGCAGGACUUCUUCGUGCUGCCCGAGCUGCGGCGGGCACAGAGCCUCACCUGCACCGGCCUCUACCGCGAGGCCCUGGCGCUCUGGGCCAACGCCUGGCAGCUACAGGCCCAGCUGGGCAUCCCCUGUGGUCCAGACCGACGUCUGCUGACCUUGGCAGGGCUGGCCGUGUGCCACCAGGAGCUGGAGGACGCUGGGGAGGCCCGGGCAUGCUGUGAGAAGGCCCUGCAGCUGCUGGGGGCCAAGAACCCGCACCCUCUGCUGGCCCCCUUUCUGGAGGCCCACGUGCGGCUCUCCUGGCGCCUGGGCCUGGACAAACGCCACUCUGAGGCCCGGCUCCAGGCCCUGCAGGAGGCAGGCCUGACCCCCACACCACCCCCCAGUCUUAAAGAGUUACUCAUCAAGGAGGUGCUGGACUAG